CUGCAUUUUUAAAUAGUAUUUGAAAAGGAUCAUGAGAAUGGAAAGUCUAGUUAGUAGCAUUUUGUUGAUUCUGCUUCGCCACAAACUGAUUCUGUAAAAUUAUUGUAGUUUUUAGAGCACACGUAUUUAUGUUGGCUAACAGACCGGGGACCAGAUAACUGUGAAUGAUGCAAUGAUACAAGGCAUUCUCUCCAGUAACACUUAAUUGUACCCCACCUGGCGCAUGAGACCAUGCUGCUCUUUGAAGUGAUGUCAUGGACAAAUGUAGGGGAUAUUAGAAGCUGAGAUCUUUAACAGAGAUUUCAUAUGCACCUGCAAACAGGCAUUUGUGUUUGGUCUUGGAAUUAAGACAUUAGAGUGCACUUUGGGGGAUACAGAUCUGCGAGUCUCUGUAUAAGUCUCAGCUUACCUGAUAGCUUUCUGUGCCACCAGACAUGACUGGAGACAAACAGCAUGGCAGCUGUUUGGACAGGUUGUGUGUCAGAGGUAGAAAUCACCUGGCUCCCAGCUGCUCUCCAUGCAGUUGUUUCAGCAUCUGGAUGGAGUCUGUAAAACUUCCAUUCUCGUUAGGGGUAAUAAGGCAAUAAGAUAACUCCUGUUUGUGAAGUGUUCAGUCACAGAAGGAUAGGGAGGUUGUAAAGACCAAGAAAUCCAGUUACCCUAGUUAUUCAUGUCAGGUACAAAAUUAGAGGCUAUUCUCUGCCACUCAAAUGUCCAGUACAGUAUUACUUAUUAAAUAUGAACCUUACAGUGCUUGGAUCCAGUCAUUGACUUGACUUUUACUGUCAUGUUUUCUACAACAGUCAAUAGCGAACCAUUUUUUUUUUUUUGAGUCUGUUCUUAAAACCACGCAUAAUGUUCUUAUCACAAAAAGGUGGUACAUCAAGUUGCUGAUUGCCAUGUUUGUAUGCAGAGUAAAUAGUUUUCUUUGGAAUUUUCUUGAAAAAACACUGCUAAUCAACUCGUAGGCUGAUUCAUACACAAGUUUGCAGAUUAAGAAACAUUCAUAAAGACAAAGUUCAGUUUAUGCUGAAGUUCACUGACGUUCACUUCCUAGAAUCUGACUGUACGUUGGAUAUAAAUUGCAUCAGUGAUUUGAAAAAGACUAGUGCUGUUUUUGUUUUGUUUUAUUUUUUUGAGAGGGUAGGAAAGGACAAUUAAAGGAUUCCAGCUAUCCCAGCUGUGAUAUCACCUGACCUGACUGACCUCUUCUGGGCCAAGACAUGAAAUUGAAGUAGAAAAUAGAAUGUUUAGAGACCUAGCACCUAUUUAGGCUGUUAUGUCCCUACUGUCUUCUUUAGGAAAUUAAGAGCUUAGGUUCCCUUCUGGGAUUUGUACCUGAGUCAAAGUGUAGAUAAGCCCAGUCAACAGAAGCUUAGAAUAGUCAUUACCUUUCCAAGGGUUUGUGUGAUAUUAACUGAUUAUGUCAUUUCAUUCUUCAGGGGCAGUGUGCCUAAACUAACAAAACUCCAUGAGACCUGUCUCUGCCUGCCCUGCCCUGUCUGCCUUGGCACAGCUGUUCUCAGGGUACUGCCUGAUGCUCUUUGGUGGAGGCAUCACCCCAAACCUGGUGCUUUGGCAUGUCCUGCAUCUCAUUCUUUGAAAAAUUCUGCCAGCAGAAUUUUUCCUAAGAAAUGCGAACAAAACAGUGGAUGCUGUGGUUCUAAUGUAGCAAAAGUGGAACUGAAUGAGACAAAGAUGUACUCCAUUGUAGCGCCUGCCAAAUAGUACAGGUCUGAAAAGGACCCUUACAGUGUUAGGCAAUCUAAAUAUAGGUUUGGACUGUGAACAAAUUUCAUCUGUGGCAGCUAGUGUGAUUAGGUUAUCUGUGUGUAGCUACUACUCACACAGCUUGGGAGAUAUUUAUCAAAGAGGUGUAGACUGGAGCAGGCCUGAGUCCUUCCAAGUCUCUUUAACAGGAGAACUGCAAUCCAAUUCAGCACUGCAUUGCUGCAUCGGGACAAACAAACUCAGAAAGUAAAACUACUGAGAUGUAUGCACACAAGCCCAGUCACCCAGCUGGAGGUGACCUAAUGACGCAUACUCUGAUACGGUGGUGUGUACCCAAGACAGGAGUUCCCUCAGCCAUUUGUGCACAGUGACGGAGUCACUCAGAAGUCAAAGUGCUGGGAAGGAGUCGAUCUUUUUUUGUUUCCCUAAUCUGGUUUUAAAAAAUUAGUAGGGGUAAGCUUUUUUCUUAGUAUUUUGCUACUUUUAAGAAUUGUCUCAGUGGCUGUUUGAGAAGGAGAGGAAUUGCCAUGGUUGGGAGAGUGACCGCCCUCAGGAGGUUCAGAGGACAAUGAACAAGCGUUAUCAUCAGGAAGAAGACUCUGUUGUAAGAAAGCAUUUACUUUUAAUCUGACUUUCUUCACAUGAAAUGAGGACAGAAUGACAACAGCAAUCUAACACAUGAUGAAGUAUACCAAGGAGAAUUUUAUUUUUUUACUUUGUGGAAUUAUAAUUUAUAUAGUUGAUAUAGGAGUGGAUUUCUGGGUAGCCAGUAAAUAUUUCUAUAAGGGACAAUAUACUUGGGCUAUAUUAAUAAUCAGUUUUAGAUGUCUUUCAUCACUAAUAACUCAAAUAUUCAGUUAUCAGUGGUUUAAAAAUGACUGUGAAGAUACUGAUCCUGAGAAGCUAAGAUGGAUUUUUCUGGUUCAUUUCUUUCACUGUGGAAUUUUUAUAAGGUAUUGGUUUGCUUUGAAGUAUGGCUGCCAAGCUGCAUUUAAACAAAACAGCAAUGGAGAUGUAUCAGAAACAGACCAUCCCAACUUCAUUCAAAAACAAGCCAUUGAUAUACUGGCUGAUAUUAACAUGCUCAGGAUAUUCAAGACUUUUCUGGAGACCACACCACAGCUUUUUGUCCAGAUUUAUGUACUCAUGGAACACAAAAACCAUAAUUUCUAUCAAUAUGCUGCCAUUAUUAUGUCUUUCUGUGGUAUUUCCUUUUCAACGGUUGAUUAUCAGGUAUCAUUACGAAAAUCUCUGCCUGAUAAAGAAAGAUUUCGUGUACUUUCCAAGUUGGUGUAUCUCUUCUAUAAACUGCUUACCAUCACUUCCUGGAUACUCAGUAUUUCACUGGUCACUCUACUAAGUGCUAGAAGUUCUGUAAUUCUGCUGAUACUUCUUUGGAGCUGUGGUUUUGCCUGGACUUUGAAACAACACACAACAUUUUGCAAGUCUAAGGAGAUGGAAUUUCUGUACAGAACUAUCAUUGGAAUCGUCCUGCUUUUUACCUUUUUUAACAUAAAGGGGAGAAAAACAAAAGUUCCUAUUUCUAUUUAUUAUGUUACUCACACCCUUGUAACUGUAGGCAUUCUGCUUGUAUAUUGGUUUUGGAAACCCUCUGUUGUCAAGGAAAUACAUUUUACAAUUGUGGGCAUCUUAACUAUUCUCUGUCUGGUGUUAGGUAUUGUUUUUCUUGUUGUUUAUUACAGGUUUUUUCAUCCUACUUGUUAUUGCAAACAACGGACAUGUUUUGAUGAAGUUGAUAGAGGGGCAGGAGACAAUGUGGAAAUUGGUAGAUUUCAGAAUUUCAUAAUGCAAUGAAGAGUAUAGAUUUUAAUGUAGACUUCAAAACAAACACUUGCUGAACAGUCUUUGUUUUUUGUUUAUUUUCACUAAGUAGCACUUAAUGGCCCAGAGUUAUUGGCUGUGAAUAACCAUUGUUUUUUUUUGUGGUGCUUUACAAAUCCUUUAUAACAUGAAAAUUUUUCUAUGUGCUGGUCAAUGUUAUUUUUUAAAAUAGAAACAAUUUAUCCCUCCAACCCAAUUCAUUGUUUUAGUUUUAACCAAUGCAAAUAAAACAGGAAAAGCUAAAAGUGAAUCAAAUGAAAGAUAUAA
This is a messenger RNA of Anas platyrhynchos (mallard), 3840 nucleotides long. The record is from RefSeq and is a predicted model, not a curated record. NCBI's taxonomy places the organism in Eukaryota, Metazoa, Chordata, Aves, Anseriformes, Anatidae.